Apiotrichum porosum is the source of this 669-nucleotide messenger RNA. RefSeq lists its product as uncharacterized. Lineage: Eukaryota; Fungi; Basidiomycota; Tremellomycetes; Trichosporonales; Trichosporonaceae. The transcript has a single exon. The record is from RefSeq and is a predicted model, not a curated record. The coding region runs from base 1 to 669 and encodes 222 amino acids.
AUGUCACUGCUUCGUUCAGUGUCCACCAUUUCAGUCUCCGACUUUGCCGCCCUGGUCGACGCCGCUCCCCUCUCGACCUGCCCCCGCAGCGCCUCCCCUGAACUCCGCGGGGCUCCCCUCCGCCGCAUGUCCAAGGCUCCAAGCAACCCCAUCCUGCGCACCAACACCCCUCCCCUCGCACGCAAGCGCAGUGUCAGCAACCUCGGCGCCUACGAGGACGACGACAACUCGGACUGCGACAACGAGUACUGCGACGCCGACGACCGCUAUCCAGGCCACGUCUGCCUCGAGCGGUGUACUGGCUCGCCCACACCCCGCUCACACGCGUCUGGCUCCGCCACCCCAAGUCUGUCGUAUGCGUCCAGCGACGACGACGACGAGUCUGUCCAGGACGAAGACGAGCCCGGAGACGACGAAGACGACGGUAUCAUCUGGUUUGGCCGCCGCGAACCUCCUUCCCCCGAGCGCGUCACCCUCUUCUACGCCUGGGUCGGCCACUCGCUCACGCAGGAGACCACCCGCUCAGCCCUCCUCACCCAGCGCACACAUCACCUCUGGACACGCCUGGCCCUCCUCUGGCGUCUCCGCCGUCACCGUUCCAUGAAGAGCGGACCAAGUAUCGGCCCCAGCUUUGGCGCCGCGGCAGCCACCACCGCACGAGUCAAGUGA